CCGCAAACACUCCUGUCAUUUCGACGACAUGAGGAAGUUCUUUGAUUCUCGCCGGGAGUUGGUCAGCUCUGGGCCUGGUUCUGGGGGAGGAGGUGGCAGCUCGGGGUCCAGCCAUGCAGGCGGAAAUUUCAUUGGACGAGCCUUCACUGUCGGGCGACACCAAGUCACUGUUGAGGAGAUUAUCGCUGAAGGUGGUUUUGCAAUUGUCUUCCUUGUGCGAACAAAUCAAGGGGUUCGUUGUGCCCUGAAGAGGAUGUAUGUCAACAAUGAGCAUGAUCUGCAGGUUUGCAAAUGCGAGAUUCAAAUAAUGAAAGACCUUGUCGGUCACAAGAAUAUUGUUGGUUAUCUGGACUCCAGUAUCACAGCUAUGGGAUCAAGGGAUGUAUGGGAGGUCCUCAUACUUAUGGACUACUGCAAAGGAGGGCAGGUGGUCAAUUUGAUGAAUCAGAGGCUGCAGACUGGCUUCACUGAGGCUGAGGUGCUGCGGAUCUUCUGUGACACCUGUGAUGCUGUUUCUCGCCUGCACCAGCGCAAGACACCUAUCAUCCACAGAGACCUUAAGGUGGAGAACAUCCUCCUGCAUGACAAGGGUCAUUAUGUGCUGUGUGACUUUGGCAGCGCCACUAACAAGUUCCAGAGUCCACAGACUGAGGGAGUUGCCGCCGUGGAGGAAGAGAUCAAAAAGUACACCACUUUAUCAUAUCGUGCCCCUGAAAUGGUGAACCUCUACAACAACAAGAUCAUCACCACAAAAGCAGAUAUCUGGGCACUGGGUUGUUUGCUGUACAAGUUGUGCUUCUUCACACUGCCCUUUGGUGAAAGCCAGGUGGCCAUCUGUGAUGGCAGUUUCACCAUUCCAGAUAACUCACGCUACUCUUACGAUCUUCACUGCCUCAUUCGGUACAUGCUGGAGCCAGACCCAGACAAAAGACCAGAUAUCUACCAGGUGUCCUACUUUGCUUUUAAACUAGCUCAGCGGACCUGCCCUGUUCAGAAUGUGAAGAAUUCUCCAAUUCCUUCUAAACUUCCUGAGCCAAUCAAAGCAAGUGAGGCUGCUGCAGCAAAGAAGAGCCAGACUAAGCCCAGACUGACAGAUCCAAUUCCCACCACUGAAACCUCCAUCACCCCUCGCCAGAGGCCGAAAGCAGCCCAUACCCAGCCUGCUGCUGGCAUCCUACCCAUCCAGCCUGCUGCUCUCACCCCUCGCAAGCGGGCUAAUCUCCCUGGGGGUGCAGCUCAGCCUGUGGGAGUCAGCUUAGAUCUCUCUCAGCCAGCUGCAGCUCUGCAGUCACAGAAGGCGCAGACUUCAGCUCUGCCUCUCAUCCAGUCACAAAACAAUUCCAGUCAGGCUGUGGCUCCACAGAAGCAGGCAGUGCAGCCAGCCCCAGCUACAGGAGCAGAGACUACAGCAACAGCAGUGGUAUCACCAGUGACCAAGGCGGACGUCCAACCACAAGCGCAGCCAACAGUCCAGCAACAGGCCACAGCUCCCUCUGUGGUCAGCUCCACCUCCCAACAGGCAACAGCGACUCCAUCCAGCCCGGCCCCACCUCAACGCCCAGCUCGACGCAAGCAGGCCAGCCAGGCCCAGCAGCCAGCAGCUCAGCCUUCGCCCAGCAAACCGGCCCCUGGUCAGCCGCCUGUAUUUCAGGAGCAGAUAACUCAGGCAUCAGUUGCCCAGGCUCAGCCUGCCUCCACCGAGAACAGCCAAAAAUCAGCUGAGACAACUCCACCUGCUUCUCCAAAGACAACUGAAGAACGAGGACACCAACGCAUCCCGAGUGACGCAACAGCAAGUAGUGCUGUUGCAGUGCCAGUUGGUGACUCACAGCAGCUGCAAGGAGCUAAUGGAGAUACUGCCCUCAACCAAUCACUUACAUCUCAACUAAGCACCACCCAGCCUGUUCAGCUCAGUGGUGGAGAUGCAGUCCAGGACCAAAGCAAGGCUGUACCCACUGCUCCUGCCUCUGGCGUUGCCACCAACACCCCCAUGCAGCCCGCAUGGAACCCCUUUGACGAUGAUAACUUUUCCAGCCUCACUGCUGAGGAAUUCAAAACAGAAGACAAAAAGCCUAAUGACCUACCUUCAGAAACUGAGACAACAUCUUCUGAAGAGUUGAUACCAGGCCUCCAAGCCUCAACUGUAGAAAAUGAACCCCAAGAAGCUGUUGAAAGACCAUCAACCAUUCUUGACAUGGAUUCAGGAGCCUCACUGUUGGCUGUCCCAGAUCCUUUCCUUUCCCUCGAACUGUCAGAUGCACCAGAGAAGCUGAUUGAAGGACUCAAAUCUCCAGACACGUCUUCACUCAUGCUUCCUGACCUCUUGUCAUUGUCGGAUCCUUUCGGUGGCUCUGUUGAAGAAUCUGCAAAAGACUCUCUCACUGCAGACGACUCUCUCCUGGGAAGCUCUCUGAUCUCUGGUCCGUCCGCCCCGCCAGCAGCGAGCAGUGCCACCUCCUCCAGCUCCUCUGCCCCCACCUCCGCUGCCUCUGCUUUGGAUGAUUUCAGCCUGUUGUGUGGAGACUCCGCGCAGCCAAAAGCAGACACGUCUCUCCUGAUAUCAGACUUUGAGCCCCAACAAGCCAGUGGAGAGGCGGCCAGAGAGGAUGAGUUUGAUCCUAUUCCUGUCACAGGCCGAAAGAACUCCCAAGUUUCAGGAGGCCACUCGCGCAGUAACAGUGGCGGCUCUGAAUCCAGCCUGCCCAGCUUGGCCCGCUCCCUGCUGCUGGUGGACCAGCUCAUCGACUUGUAGGCGGCCCUUCCCCCCCGUAGAAGCUGUAACACUGGAUUAUAGACUGGCAUAGCAUAACUGCAAUCAACACUGUUGUCAUAUAGCUAGCUUCCUCCACCCCCUGGCUGUCAUCUUCAUUGUAGUUCAUACAGUAGAAACGUCCUUCGCCUUUCAGUGCUUCUUCAUUCCCGCCCUCUCUGCUGCAUCGACUGCAUUAUCUGGCUCCUCUUCACCUCUUAUCUCUCACCCUCUCACUCACAUUAUCUCUUUGUUGUAGUCUCUGCGCAUCAUGUAUUGUCCAUUGGUUCAAGAGUGGCCAGCCCACUAACAUCAUCCUCCUUUCUAAAGAUUAACCAUUACAUCUUUCUGUCAAUCAGGAUAUAAUAUUACUAUCCGGUUUGUUUGAACAAUAUUGCAUUAUGUCUAAUAGCAAACAAUAGAAGAUCAUUGUUGUAAUGUACAAUAGGCAUAGUUAUAAGUGGUUGUAGAUAUUAUUGUGCACAAGUGAAUUUGUUGUUGUUUGCCUUUUUAAAUUUUCCUCCCCAGAUUUAUUUGCACAUUUUAAAGUAAAACCAUGCAAAAGUUAAAUGACAGUUUCUUCAAAUAAGGUCAGUUUAUUUUAUAUUAGGGAAACGUAUUUGAAACUCAGUCAUGUAGCCUGACCUGCACGAAGCAUAAGUGUUACCUCUUUCAGCCUUGGGCUGUUGGAUGGAAUAUCUUCAACAGUUUAAAGCUGCUAUAGAUUAGACUGAAAAAUUAUAUCAAAUUGUUUCACAGUCCUAGAUCAAAUCAGCCAUAACCUCACAACCUACUUCCCUUUCUGCUUCUGCAGUUCCCUCUGUAGCACAAGCACCAUAAUAAGUAAUUGUGAUGAAGAGAAAAGCAGGACACAAAAGGUUUCCCUGAUCAGACUAAACAGUGAAGUGCCAUAAAAUAAUCUGUGAAGCAAACUGCUAAGUGGAAGAUUUCUGAACGUUUUUCUAGUAUCUUCUAAACUCUAAAUAUAACUACAAUAAAAAACAUCCUACAGAUUAUGUCCUCAAUCCCAGUUCAACUUGUUUUGCAGACAAAGUGUACUUUUUAAACAAGGACCUGUUCUUACUUGCUGCUGUUUUGAGCUUAUUUUUAAUUUUAUCCUGGAGGCGAGCAGUAGGUUGCUUUGGAAUUAAAUGACAAAUCAUGGUCAUUUAACAGUGUUAAUAGCAGUGUGCCAUACCAACAGAGAAUGCAUGAAAUCAUGAAAAUAAUUUGAAUUGUCAACAUUAAUAGGAAAUAGUAGAAAUAUAGUAGCUGUUAUAUAGAGAGAACAUUCAUGUCUAUUCAGGUAAUUUUUUGGCACUAACAGAAACAACCUAAUGUGGCAUUUAAAAAAAGAUUUUCAGUCACUCGCAUCCUUCCUACAUUCCUGUCAUUUGUUUACUCCUAAUUUAUGUAAAUAGAUAUCUGGACCCCCUGCAGGCUCUUAUCCAGACCAUAGAAUUGGUUAUUCUUCCCAUGUAUAUAUGAAGUCAUUGUCAUAAAGCUUUACUUGUGGAAAACAUAUUGCUUUACUUGUGAAAUCUAUAUGUCAUUUAUAUGACAUAUAUAUACAUUAUGAAAUUGUUUUCCUGUUAAUAAAUGUUAAUAUGAAUAGAGUGUUAGAAAAUGAAUGUAAGAAAUAAAUAUUAGUCUAUAAUGAAAUAAAAAAAAUAUCUAUAAUUCUUAAAACACCAUAAUCACUGAAUAUUAUUGAAGAAUACUCUAUAAAUAUUUCAUUCCUAUUUGUGGAAUUGUGUGUUGAGAAAGUUCUUUUUUUUUUUUUUUUUUUCUUGGUUAUAUCGACUCAAUAAUUGUCAGUACAUUAAAAUGUCUAGAUGAUAAUCCUAGUCUUUCUUCAACCUGGAAGAUUAGGCUGAAUCCCAUGUUUUAUUCCACCUUUGUGAAAAGAAAGUGAGCCUGUGUUAUGUGUGUUUACAUGGACUGAUGGAGGAUUAUAUUUUUAUUCAAAACAGCUGACAGUUUUCUGGAGAGUGGGAGCUCAACCUCUUGAAUCUUAGUCCUGUUUCAUUUCAUUGCUAAAGUAGAACUUUUUCUGAAAUUGUGCUUUGUAAAGCUUUGUUUUGCUUUACCGGUUUUAGUGAUGACAGGAUUCAUAUCAAAAAGCAUGGCAGUGUUGUUGAAUGUUAUGUUUAUGUGUGUUGGUAUACAGUGUUAUGGUAAGUAUGUAUGUAUGUGUGUGUGUUGAGUCAGACUCGUUGGAUGUGUUUUCCAGUAGCCUACUUGUAUUGUUGUUUGCUGCAAACAUGGCGACCCUCGCGUUAUCAUUAAAAUCUCUUCUGAAAGCACAGCCCUCCCCCCUCAAAUUCUCUCAGGUAGUCAGAGCUACAGGACUCUCUCUGAGAGUUGAAUACGUAUUGGCUUACUGCUCCCCAGUCUCACUGUCCUCUGGAUGUCUGUGCUCCAUAUUACAGAGAAUUUGUCUGAUAUGUAACGUGCGAGGGGCUCUUUGAAGUGCGAAAAAGGUGUAAUCUGCCAGUCUUACAGUGAAGAGACAACACUGUUGCUGUAGCAGCGGUUUGUUUAUCAGACAGCAUUAGGUCAGCUGUUCAGGGUUUGAAAAAUCAUCUCCGAUCAGCGAUAUAACUGUUUCUGUAGGAUCAAACAAAGUUGUUUUGCUUCCCAUGCAUGAUAACAGUGGAUAGAUGACCUCCACAUCCUCUUUUCCAUUUUAUCAUAUUAGAAAAUGAUUUUAAAUAGCAUAUACUGUAUGUUACAGUAUGAUUUUGUGAGAUCUACUGAAAAUACUUCAUUCUGGAAGUGGGAAAGAUACAUUUAACUGAUCAGGAUUUUUUGUUUUUUUUUAUCAUUAUUUUACCUUUUAAAGGGAUUUUUAAUGAUAAACCAUUCAGCCGUAUUGUGUUUUAAUGCUGACAAAGUCCACAAAUGCUGGUUAGAUAUAUAUUCCACUUGCAUACAUGUAAUUUGGAAUAACGUAGUUAUCGUCGACUGGCUUUUGAAUGUCGAGGCAGCGGUUUAAAAGAAAUCUCACGUCGUCUCACAACUUUGAAUCUUAAAUCUUAAAAUCCAGAAUCUGAGAAGAGUGCCACAAUUAUGGAGCACAGUUAGUCACCUGUUUACAUGUUAUUUGAUAAUAAAAGGCAAAGAAGUUUUUUUAGGAUAAGUUUAAACAUAUAGGUACCUGUGCUAUUUCAAUAUUAUCCAUUUGCCUUCAAAAAUGAGAGUAUUUUGAGUAGAACUCACUGAUUUCAUUUGAUUUGAAUUGCAUCCUUUUAUUGUGUAGAUCAAUAACUGUCAAGAAGUGGCUGUUUUCACAGCAACAUCUCUUUUGGGCAUAUUUACUGUAGGUACUGCAUGAGCAACUGAAGGCUUAUGUUUUACAUCAUCCUCUUUAAGAUCCUUCCACUGAACGGCUCAGUGAUUUGCAGUUACUGUUUGAACCUAUGCAACUCCCGAGCUUUCUCCCUGUAGCCGCCUGUGUGCUGUUGUGAUUGGUAAAGCCAGGCAGGUAGUGAGAUUAGUCCUUGAUGUGAAACAGGAGCCCCUCGUUCUCUCUGUUGUUCUGCCAAAAAUGAAAUCUGAUACUAUUGAGUGUUUUGAGACGCCUCUUGUCUGUAUGGCCCCAAACCUGCGUCAGAGCUGUGGUAUCGUGUGCUCCUUCUAUUUUUGUGAGAUAAUUCAAAAAUUAUAAAAGGGAUGGAAAAUAAAAUACAAAUGUGAAUGUC
Xiphias gladius (swordfish) is the source of this 6453-nucleotide messenger RNA. RefSeq names its product AP2-associated protein kinase 1-like. The coding region runs from base 29 to 2752 and encodes 907 amino acids. Gene Ontology annotation, biological process: protein phosphorylation. Lineage: Eukaryota; Metazoa; Chordata; Actinopteri; Istiophoriformes; Xiphiidae. Gene Ontology annotation, molecular function: protein kinase activity; ATP binding. The record is from RefSeq and is a predicted model, not a curated record. The transcript has 20 exons.